Molecule: messenger RNA, 2368 nt
Organism: Harpegnathos saltator (Jerdon's jumping ant)
Lineage: Eukaryota; Metazoa; Arthropoda; Insecta; Hymenoptera; Formicidae
Product: diphthine methyltransferase
Exons: 3
Coding region: 858-2114 (418 amino acids)
Biological process (GO): protein histidyl modification to diphthamide
Cellular component (GO): cytoplasm
Molecular function (GO): diphthine methylesterase activity; protein binding
Source: RefSeq, a predicted model, not a curated record
UGUGUAUAUACACACACAUACAUACACAUACAUAUAAUAUCCGCUUAUUGAUUCUUAAUAUCAUAUAUAGCAAUUCUUCAUUAACACCCUAAAUAUAAUUUGUUACAUAAACUUAUAAACGAAACGCUAAACUCAGUGAGAUAUAGGAUAGAAAAUUGUUAAAAGUCUCUGUUUUAAGUACAAACAUCUCUUUUCAAAUGGCCAAACUGUUCCUAAUUAUAUGAACAAUCAGAUAACAUCUCAAUAGAUACACAAAGUUACAGCAAAUCCGUAAAAAAUUUCUUACACGAGACAACUACUUCAAAAGGACGAUUUUGAUCUUUCUCUUUAUUUUUAAAUAAAAUAAAUUACUUAAUAUUCUAUGUGCCAAAGCGUACGUCAAUAAGCAGUAUUAUUAUCUAGCUCAAACUUUGCCUGAUAGCAUUAUUAUGACUGAGAUAUUUAUACCUUUUAGUUUUUUAUAAUUAUUAACCGAAUGUGAAAUAUAUAUAUGUGCGUAUGUGUAAAGUGUAAUGUGUGCGAAGAAAUAUUGUAUAUCUAUUACAAUUAAAACCUUAAUAUAUCGACAACUAUAGUACAAAUGUGGCUUUCUAAGAUUGUCAUUAAUUCUAAUCGCGGAAACAAAAGUAAUUUUAUAAAAGAGUUUGUACAAAUGGACACGCAGUUAGACAUAUAGUUUUACAAUUUGUUAACGUACUAAAUAACGAUUGUACAAGUCCAACUAAAGUAGGAGACAAAUUUGUACCAGAAGAUUGUAAUGUAAGAACAGUAUUAAGUUGUUUUUUUUUUUCUUUUUUAUAUCGGACAUUGUAAUAUAUUUAUAGUCCAAUAAAACGUUUCUAUCGAAAAAGAAGCAUAUGUUCCUUUGGAUAAGGCAUCUGUUACGAUUACAAUUACGACCGCGGCAGCAAAACUUUUUGCAGAAGAAAAGUCGAAACUCCUCUCUUGUUUCAGAUAACUCUCGAAGAAUGGCGAUAGCUUUUCGCACUUUGGACACGUUUGACACGGAAUUUUCGGCGGACUCUGCAGAAUGGUGUCCCGUAGAGCCGUUCCGGGACAUCCUGGUGUGCGGGACGUAUCAGUUGGCCAAGGAGGACGAGAACGCCAUGACGAGGAGUAAUGACACGUCGAAACGACUCGGAAGAAUCUACACGUUCCGUGUGAUGGACUGCGAAAAAUUAAGAAUGUUGCAACGAGUAGACGUCCCAGCCGUAUUGGACAUGAAGUGGCUACACUGCCCGGACAAGGAGAACAGAAUCUUGCUCGCAGUUGUCAAUUCCACUGGAUGUUUGCAGAUAUAUCGUCUAGAGGAUGAUGGAGGCGUCGCGACGUUAGAAUUACUCGUAGAAGGAAAAAUAAGCGAUAGCGACGACGAGAUCUUGGCGUUGUCUUUGGAUUGGUCCACAGGCAGAUGUAUUUCUCAUACUUGUGUCGCAGAUAAUAUACAUAUCAUCGUCAGCGACUCUCGAGGAUGGAUAUCACGUUUCACAUUGCAUAAGAAUGACUUGACGAGAGACUUCUCGUGGCGAGCGCACGACUUCGAGGCGUGGAUCGCAGCGUUCGACUACUGGCAAACGAAUUCCUUCUACUCUGGAGGUGACGAUUGCAAGUUUCAAGUCUUCGAUAGUAGAACAGGACCUAAUCCUGUGGCGUGUAACAGAACGCAUGACGCCGGUGUAACUAGCAUCCACAGCAACAUUAAUGCAGAAUUCACACUCGCAACUGGAAGUUAUGACGAAAUUCUGAGAUUGUGGGACAAAAGGAACCUCAAACGACCAAUGUCGGAAACUGAUCUCCGCGGCGGAAUCUGGCGCUUAAAAUGGCAUCCCUUUUCGCGCCGUUACUUACUCGCCGCUUGCAUGUACGGCGGCUUUAAGAUCGUCGACUGCGGCAACGAGGAAUCGCCGACAAUCGUUAGCGAAUACAACGAGCACGAGAGCAUAUCGUACGGUUGCGACUGGUCAUACUUGGAGAAGCAGAACGUAUCCGUUUUAAAUAUACGCGAUCCUGAUAGCAAAAUUGGCGCUUUGAUUGGCACUUGUUCUUUCUACGAUCACGCUUUAAAGGUGUCCGUAAUUUAUUCGCAGGACAAGGACUGGCCUCUUUGCGGAUGAAAGAGGGACCAGUCCCCUUACAGAGAAGCAUCAUUGGCUGUGAUAAAUUGGCCAAUGAUAAAUUAUUGUUGCUUAAUAACUUGAUACUUCUAUGAGCAAUAAAAUUGCUGAGAUAGCAAUUUCUCGGGAAAAAAGACUGUACAUUUUACACGAAUUUUCUCCAUGUAUGGUUAUCUACACCGACAGGAUGUCCGGGAUCUUUUGGAAACAAAAAAAAUUUGUGAGGAUUAAUCAGAUCAAACUGAGAAGAAAAG